Messenger RNA from Paraphaeosphaeria sporulosa, 1776 nucleotides. RefSeq lists its product as uncharacterized. NCBI's taxonomy places the organism in Eukaryota, Fungi, Ascomycota, Dothideomycetes, Pleosporales, Didymosphaeriaceae. Gene Ontology annotation, molecular function: amino acid transmembrane transporter activity. The record is from RefSeq and is a predicted model, not a curated record. Gene Ontology annotation, biological process: amino acid transmembrane transport. Gene Ontology annotation, cellular component: membrane. The coding region runs from base 1 to 1776 and encodes 591 amino acids. The transcript is spliced from 3 exons.
AUGUCGUCGAGGCGAACGGUGCUUAGCAAGCACCUGAAGGAACGUCAUGUUAACAUGAUAUCCUUCAGCGCCUGCAUAGGCUUCGGACUGUUCCUCAACACUGGAAAGGUCAUCUAUCUGGCGGGACCGGGAAUGGCUUUGGUCGCGGUCGUGUUGGGAUGCUCGAUGAUGUGGAGUGUGAUCGCGUGCCUGGGAGAAAUGACUGCAUUGUUCCCAGUCCCUGGACCACUGUUCGAAUUUCCUGGACGAUUCAUCGACGAAGCUGUCGGAUAUGCUACUGGCUGGAUGACCUGGAGCGCGUGGAUUGUGAUUUUGGCUGCCGAAAUCCAGGCUGUGGCGCAAUUAUGGAGAUUUCGAUUCGAUCCAGCAUAUCUGAAAUCUGUGGGCUACCCGGACGAACAAUUGGGAUGGAGCACAGAACACUACAGCCCUGCGGUGUGGGUAUUUCUGUUCUUGAUCAUCGUACUGCUUAUCAACCUUCUUCCCGUCCGACAAUACGGCCAACUGGAAUACAUUUUUGGGGUCAUCAAGUUGACGUUUAUCUCAUUCCUGAUCGUUUUCAACAUUGUUCUGUCCGGGAUGCAGAAAGUCUAUCACGCAAACCAUUUCUGGACCUGGAACUCGCCGUGGGGGUUUUCGUCCGCAGGCAUGGUUAUCCAUCCGACUACAUCAGAUCCAACCAACCCGGAUGCCAUGGUCAAAGGGAACUUGGGCCAUUUCCUGAGUCUCUGGACAGCCAUCACUACCUGCGUAUUCUCCUUCGUCGGGUUUGAGGCCAUCGCGGUGACAGCACCCGAAAACAAAGACCUUGAGAAAUAUGAGACGAUCAAGAUUGCGACGAAGAAGCUUUCGAUGCGCAUAUCACUUCUUUACAUAUUAGGUACUUUUGUUGGCGGUCUCAACGUUCCGUACGAUGAUCCCAAUCUCGUCAACAUCCAGAUCAACGCCGUUCGCGCAGGACAAAACAGUGUCUUCGUUCUUGCAGCUGUUCGGAACGGCCUGCGAGGGUUUCCAUCCGUCUUCAACGGCUUCUUCAUCUUUGCAGCCACCACGUCGGGCAUCAACGCGCUUUACACGUCCAGCCGACUUCUCCACGCGCUUGCAAGCAUCCCGGAAGCUUGGCCUUUGUGGUUUCAGAACUACAGAAGGCGGCUGGAAAGAGUGAGCGAUGCUGGCGUUCCACUCGGUACCGUCUGUGUUUCCUGGUGCUUCGGUUUGAUGGCCUUCCUAGCGAUCAAGCCGUUUCCUUCGGUCAUUCUGGGACGGAUGACCAACAACGCAGUCAUUGCGGAGCUCAUCUGCUACACCAUGAUCUGUCUCUCGUACACGCAGUUCUACCACAAGAUCAAAGUAGCUGCCAAUGACCAUACUUUGGAGAACCGUAGCGCGUUCAACCGCGACGACAAGCAGUAUCCGUACCGGACCCACGGACAGCUCUUCCGCGCCUGGUACGGAUUUUUCUUCUGCGCCCUCCUCAUCGUCUUCAACAACUGGAGAGCAUUUGUGCCGCCCUUCUCAACGCCCGAUUUUGUUGCGUCCUACAUUGGGGUUGCCGUCUUCCUUGCUAUAAUCGCAGCAUACCACGUGCGAUCGGACGGCUGGAACCCACUCAAGUGGCGGCGCAGUGCGUCGAUGCAGAUUCACAGGCCACCGCCCAAAGUAGUGGUGCCAGGGCGACGACGAGGCCAUUUGGAGUUCCCGAACCCGAAGAUGCCGUUUUGGCAGGAAGAUAACGCAAAAGCGCUUGUCGCUUUCAUCUGGGGCUGGCUCAAAUGA